This is a messenger RNA of Penicillium brevicompactum, 1836 nucleotides long. RefSeq lists its product as uncharacterized. Bases 1 to 1836 code for a protein of 611 amino acids. The record is from RefSeq and is a predicted model, not a curated record. Gene Ontology annotation, cellular component: endoplasmic reticulum. The transcript has a single exon. NCBI's taxonomy places the organism in Eukaryota, Fungi, Ascomycota, Eurotiomycetes, Eurotiales, Aspergillaceae. Gene Ontology annotation, biological process: GPI anchor biosynthetic process.
AUGUUUCUCCGCUGGCUCCUUUCUCGCAUCUUUGCGCUUCUUAUUCCAUUCGCAGUCACCGCCACUGUUUACCUCUAUUUAUACCCCGUCUUCAAUGGCUGCGCCUUUCCACAACCACACACCCAGGCUUUGCAGUCUGACGGAACCCAGUUCCUAAGAUCGCUACAUGGGAACCCCGUGAUCAACACACUCUUUCAGCACCUCGGCGUUCCAGCCCUGGAAGCAGACAGCCAACCCGCAAUCUUCAGACUCUUAGUCCUCGCGGACCCUCAACUGGAGGGCGACACUUCCCUCCCAUUCCCCGAAUAUGAAUUAUACCCUCGCAUGCAGACCCAUUGGCGCGCCGUCCAAGAAUCAAUCGGCAAUGCCUCCAUCUCAUCCCAAACCCCACCAUUCCUAUCCCUCCUAAACGACCACGUCCGCUCGAACAUCACAACCGGCCUCCGAACCCUGAUCUCCGAAGACAUUCCUCGUGCGUUCAAGUCAGGCUUCAAACGCCUAGACCUCUUCGGCAACGACUACUACCUCGCACACAUCUACCGCACCCUCUUCUGGUGGACAAGACCCACGCAUACCACUGUCCUGGGUGAUCUUGUUGGAAGCCAAUGGAUCUCAGACGAGGAAUUUGCGCGACGGGGUCAUCGGUACUGGAACCGGGUAUUUCGAGGCGGUCAGCGCAUCGACGAGAACAUCACCAGGACCGGCGCCGUGGGCUGGAGCCAGAGCACAGAUGACCAGGCGGCCCCGGUAGAUUAUCUCGAACGCACGAACUCAUCUUGGGCAAGGCGGUUGAUUAACAUUGCGGGAAAUCAUGAUAUUGGUUAUGCGGGUGAUAUCAGCGAGACACGCAUGGAACGCUUCGAGCGUGAGUUUGGUCGCGCGAAUUGGGACAUCCGGUUUGAACAUCCGCCUGUUCUGCGCAAUGGCAGUUCCGUGUCUGGUGAGGAUGAGGUUGUAACGCCAACUCUGCAUCUGAUCAACCUCAAUACUCUGAUGUUUGAUACCCCGGCGCUCUCUUCCGAUGUUCAGAGCAACACCUAUUCAUAUCUCAAUGAGUUGAUUGCGAAUCGACUCUCGCCGGUCGAGGACCGGUCGGAGUUCACUCUUCUUCUCACGCAUCUUCCUCUUCACAAGGAAGAAGGUAUCUGCACCGACGGUCCGUAUUUCUCUUUCCGUGACUCGGACGAUGACGACGGGCCAGAUGGUGUGCCGCGCUGGCUCGACGGCGGCCUCAAAGAGCAGAACCAUCUCAGUGACUUUAUUAGUUCCGGCGGUGUCCUACAAGGCAUCUUUGGAAUGAGCGGUGAUGAGAAUGCAGCUGCCGAAGGCAGAGGUCGGAACGGACUCAUUCUGACUGGACACGAUCAUGCUGGCUGUGAUGUGACCCAUUACAUCAACCGCACGGCCAAGGAACCCGUCGAAGACGAUUCGAAAGAAGAGCAGGAGCUCGAUGCUGAAAGUCCCGCACAGCAGUGGCACUGGGCUGCUGAGCGUUUCAAUGGCGAUCACCAUAUUGAAGAACCUUCUAUCCGGGAGGUCACUCUUCGCUCGAUGAUGGGAGAGUUUGGCGGUAACUCUGGUCUUCUUUCGGCCUGGUUUGAUGUUUCGCGCGGCGAGUGGGACUAUGAGAUUACCAUGUGUCCUGCUGGGGUGCAGCAUAUAUGGUGGGCUAUUCACGUUGUUGUACUCGUGACGCUAAUCGUGGGUCUACUUUGGUUCUUGACCACGUUGGUUGGCUCUGGCGAUGUUGGAACGAAACCAAUAAAGACUUCCUCUCAGGUUCCAUCAAAGGUUCGACAAGAGAAGGCUGGUGGGCGAAGUGUACAUAAGACAUGA